Messenger RNA from Adineta steineri, 1608 nucleotides. NCBI's taxonomy places the organism in Eukaryota, Metazoa, Rotifera, Eurotatoria, Adinetida, Adinetidae. The record is from the annotation of a GenBank genome assembly.
AUGUUCGAAGGACUACCUCGUGAAUACGAUGUUAUCGUUGUUGGGACAGGUAUGGUCGAGAGUAUUCUCGCAGCUGCUUGUGCUCGUAAUGGAAAGACUGUAUUACAUAUUGAUACAAAUGAAUAUUAUGGUGCAGAAUGGGCAUCAUUCUCAUUAAAUGGUUUAAUAGAAUGGACACAAAUGCAGGAGAAUCCGAAAAUAGAUAUUGAUCCACAGGAUGAUAAUGAAAAGAUUUUACCAAUUGGUAAUCCACUGAAUGUUUUUCGUAAUGUCGAACUCAAAUGGAAUAUCGAAAAAACUAAUGAACAAACAACAACAACUGAAAAUGAAUCGACAAAACCUAUUACAUUAGAUGUAUUGGAAAAACAAUCGAGAAAAUUUAAUAUUGAUUUAACACCAAAACUUUAUUAUGCAUCGGGUGGUCUUAUCGAUCUACUUGUUCAAUCGAAUGUGGGAAAAUAUUGUGAAUUUAAACUUGUUUCUCGUCUUUUAUUUGAACGUAAUGGACAAAUUGAUAACGUACCUAGUUCACGAGCUGAUAUAUUUAAUUCAAAUGAUAUUAGUCUUAUUGACAAACGUUUAUUGAUGAAAGUAAUUAUGAAUUGUUCAUCAAUGGCAGUUGAAGAUUUGAAUGAAGAACACGACAUUCCAUUUAUUGAAUAUUUAAAAAAACAAAAAUUAAAUGAUACACUCUGUCAUUUAAUUAUUAAUUCAAUUUCAAUGGUUGAUUAUAAUGCAUCAACAAAAGAAGGUAUUAUUAAAGCUAAGCGAUAUUUAGAUUCAAUUGGUCGUUAUGGUAAUUCACCAUUUCUUUAUCCAUUGUAUGGUAAUGGUGAAAUGUGUCAAUGUUUUUGUCGUUUAUGUGCUGUUUUUGGUGGUUUUUAUUUUCUACGUUUUCCAUUAGCUGGAUUUACUAUUGAUUCAUUAAAUAAUCAAUGUACUGGUAUUGUAUCAACAACAGGAGAAAGAUUUCGUGCAAAAGAUAUGGUUAUUUGUAAUAAUUCAUUUCUGGAAUUAAUAUCAUCAAAUAAAAAUGUUAUUCAUCGAACUGUUUUAUUUACAAAUAAAUCAAUUCAAUCAAGUGAAAAAGAAGAAGUGACUUAUCUUCGUUUAAGUGCUCAGAAUAAAACUGGAAUUCAUAUUAUUGAAGUUGGCUUUGGACCUGGAUGUGCACCAGAUGGAUUUUUUCUUCUAUAUAUUUUUCAAGAAAGUUCAUCCGAGAAUACUGAUGAAAUUAUCGAACAAUUGCUACGUUUAACAGGAGAUAAUUUCACUCGAGAUAAUAUUCUCGGUCAAUUAACAUUUGAUCAAGUAGACACAAUGUCAACAUCUUCAUCAUCAUCAACACUUUCAAAACUUAUAGUUACUCAUGGACCUGAUGGUUCAAUUGAUCAUGAUAGUGCUGUUGAAGCGGCUCGAAAUCUUUUUUAUGAAAUAUAUUCGAACCGCGAAGAAUUUUUAGCACGUGCACCUGAUCCAGAAGAUAUUAUAAUUGAAGGUACUGACAAUACAGAUGAAACUAACAAUACAGAUGAAACUUCUACAACAAAUACAGCUACUGAUGAUACUUUAGCAACAAAGACAAGUACAGAUACCGAAGCUUUGUGA